AUUGACUUUCCCACAUUUGGUCACACUAUCCGCAACUAAUGUUUCAUUCGCCCAAUCAAAAGUUAGUUUUUUAAACGCGCAGUAGAAAUCAACAAGUGAUCACCAACCAACCAAUAACCAUGUCCAGCGAAGGAACAAAGACUUUCACCCGCGCAGAGGUCGCCAAGCACAACACAAACAAGGACACCUGGCUGCUCAUCCACAACAACGUCUACGAUGUGACGGCUUUUCUGAACGAGCAUCCCGGUGGCGAGGAAGUGCUCAUCGAGCAGGCCGGCAAGGAUGCCACAGAGAACUUCGAGGAUGUUGGCCACAGCAACGACGCCCGGGACAUGAUGAAGAAGUACAAGAUCGGUGAGCUGGUGGAGAGCGAACGCACCAGCGUCGCCCAGAAGUCGGAGCCCACCUGGAGCACGGAGACGCAGAACGAGGAGAGCUCGGUGAAGUCCUGGCUGCUGCCCCUGGUCCUGUGUCUGGUGGCCACGCUAUUCUACAAGUUCUUCUUUGGCGGUGCCAAGCAGUAGUAGUCCCCCAAUCCCAACGGUGCCCAUCGGAGGCCCUCCGAUCGCGAUGCGGAGCAACCAAUUAGUUAAUCCACGAACGCUCAAAGUCAAAUAAGGAUGGGGAGAGGCAGCGGAUCGGGGCCAUAUUUAAUAGUAGAAUUUGUGCUAAGUUUUAAAGUUACCUUUGGCAUUUUUUUGUACACAACCUUUACAUAUGUAUUCAAUUCCUUCAGACGGCGGGGCUAGAGUUCUGUUUUCCAAUUGAUAUUUCAACUUUUGAGGCAUGAAACGAAACGACAGCAGAGCGUUUUCAAACACAUGUAUGUACAUUAAACGUAUUCCAGAAAGAAAAACACAAAAAAACUCCAAAAAGUCAUUUAAAUUCAGA
This is a messenger RNA of Drosophila ananassae, 891 nucleotides long. It is a transcript of the gene Cyt-b5, whose product is annotated as cytochrome b5. The coding region runs from base 120 to 524 and encodes 134 amino acids. The record is from RefSeq and is a predicted model, not a curated record. Gene Ontology annotation, cellular component: intracellular membrane-bounded organelle; membrane. Gene Ontology annotation, molecular function: heme binding. The transcript has 2 exons. NCBI's taxonomy places the organism in Eukaryota, Metazoa, Arthropoda, Insecta, Diptera, Drosophilidae.